Messenger RNA from Danio rerio (zebrafish), 3153 nucleotides. The record is from RefSeq and is a predicted model, not a curated record. NCBI's taxonomy places the organism in Eukaryota, Metazoa, Chordata, Actinopteri, Cypriniformes, Danionidae.
AUGCAUGAAAUGUAAAGAGCAGUUUAUUGUGUUGUAUAUGUGUAUUUAUCUAUUGAUAUUCUACUGCUGAUUUCCUGCUCUCUCGAUGGUUAAAGGCGGUUCGCCGGGAGCCGUGCUGAGGGGCUGGACUGACCGUGACACAGACACUCCACCGGCGGAAUAAACCAAACACCUGCCGCCGCGCAGACUUCCAGCACACGGUCAGAGACGUGCAGCGUGGAGCUUACGUGACAAGACGACCAACACAUCUUCUGUUUUGUAUUCAAAGUGGCAAACGCUGGAGAUAUUGUCACGAAAACAGCAAAACACAUCUUGACUCUUGUUGCCUUUAUCUCCUCAAGUGUCCAGAUAAGAGCUUAGAAGUAUCCCGAGGAAUUGCGUGCGCAAACUGCAACUUUUAUCACCGUUUUCGGGCUUACUGACACGCCCCAAAAGUGCCAAUUCAAAAGGCUGAAGCUAUAACAGCUCUUAUGUUUUUAUGAGGAGGUUUUGGACGGAUUUCAGAGUUGAAGGCACGAGUGCUCACAGAGACGGUAAGGAAUGUAACGAUAACAUCUCACCUGCGCCUCAAGAAACCAAAUACAGGAGCAACAGACCGACUGAGCCACAAAACCAGCAAAUCAGGUUGCCUGCGAAUGGCUGGAACUAUGAGAGUUAUGGAAACGCGACUCCUCCUGUUGCUGUGGGCUUUGUUUGUGUUUGAAGUGGCCUGCACACAUCGCUCCGCUCCCAGAGUGCACCUGGCUUUUAAAGAGCUCAUGGACACUCGGACAGCGAGGCCGUUCAGUUUUUCCUUCAACACCAGUGACUAUCGGAUUCUGCAUGUUGAUCCAGACCAAGGCCGGUUGUACCUGGGCAGCCGCGAAUAUCUCGUCUCACUGGACAUGCAGAACAUCAACAAAGAGCCUCUCAUUAUCCAUUGGCCGGCUCCGGCUCAGAGAAAGGGAGAGUGUCAGCUGACUGGGAAAGGCAGGCAUGGAGAGUGUGCUAACUUUGUGCGCUUGAUUGAGCCGUGGAACAGGACCCAUCUGUACACCUGCGGCACUGGAGCUUAUAAACCCAUCUGUACCUUCAUCAACAGAGGCUGGAGAGCUGAGGAUUAUCUCUUCAGGCUGGUUCCUGGUUAUGUGGACUCUGGAAAGGGAAAAUGCUCUUACGAUCCAAAUCAGGAGAACGUUGCAUCCCUGAUUAAUGGAAACCUGUAUGCUGGGGUGGCGGUGGAUUUCAUGAGCACUGAUCCAGGCAUCUUCAGGACCAUGGGAAGCCGUCCUGCUGUGAGAUCAGAGCAGUAUGAUUCCAAAUGGCUGAACGAACCUGUAUUUGUUCAAAUGAAACAGAUCUCUGACAGCUCGGAGAAGAACGACGACAAGCUUUAUUUUUUCUUUCGUGAGAAGAGUCUGGAUUCUGGUGGCGGAGCGAGCCCCAGUGUGUUGGCCAGAGUGGGCCGAGUGUGUCUGAAUGAUGAGGGCGGACAAAAGUCUCUUGUGAACAAGUGGACAACUUUUCUAAAGGCCAGGCUGGUGUGCUCAGUGAUGGGAGAUGACGGGGUGGAAACCUUCUUUGAUGAACUGAGGGACGUGUUUAUCCAGCCCAGCCAGGAUGAACGAAACCCUAUUGUAUAUGGUGUCUUCUCCACUUCUGGCUCUGUGUUUAAAGGCUCAGCAGUGUGUGUCUACUCAAUGGCUGACAUCCGGAAUGUCUUCAAUGGCCCUUUUGCCCAUAAACACGGACACAACUACCAGUGGACUACAUAUACUGGAAAGAUUCCCUAUCCUCGUCCCGGAACGUGUCCAGGAGGCACAUUCACUCCUGGUCUUCAGUCCACUAAAGAGUUCUCAGAUGAAGCGGUGAACUUCAUCCGUGCUCAUCCGCUCAUGUACCACCCUGUAUAUCCCAUUCACAAGCGCCCUCUUGUGGUCCGAUCCGGUGUGGAUUACCGCUUCACUACUAUUGCGGUGGACCAGGUGGAUGCUGUGGAUGGACGAUACGAGGUUCUUUUCCUGGGAACAGAUCGUGGGACAGUCCAGAAAGUUAUAGUUCUACCUAAGGAUCCCACAACAAUGGAAGAGCUCACUUUGGAGGAAGUAGAAGUUUUCAGGACUCCUGCUCCUGUCAAAACAAUGCACAUAUCAGCCAAAAGGCAACAGCUGUAUGCAUCUUCAGAGGUGGGUCUUACCCAGAUGUCUUUGCACCGCUGCGGUGUGUAUGGAAAGGCAUGUUCAGACUGUUGUCUGGCCAGAGACCCAUACUGCGCCUGGGACGGAGACAACUGCUCAGCCUUCACACAAGCCACCAAAAGGCGGAGUAGAAGGCAGGAUGUGAAACACGGCGACCCUUUGCGUCAGUGCCGAGGCUACAAUGCUAAAGUGGAGAGGAGACUGAAGGAGAAGGUUCAGUUUGGUGUGGAGGGCAGCAGCACGUUUCUGGAGUGUGUGCCCAGAUCUCCUCAGGCCACCAUCAAAUGGCUCUACCAGAAAGAGGGACGACGGAAAGUGCUGAAUCGGGACGGGGAGGUGCUCAGGACUCCUCAAGGGGUUCUUCUGAAAGCUCUCACUAAAGCAGACGCGGGUCAGUACCACUGCCUGGCCACAGAGAAUAACUUCAAGCACACGCUGGCUCGUGUCUCCUUGCGCAUCCUGGACCGGGACAUCGCUGUGGCCCUCACCACCCCUGACGAAGACGAGGAGGAGGCAUUGAGAAGCAGUCACAAAGGCCACCAGCACCAGCCUGCUCCUCCAACACCUGCACUCCUGCUGGAGCCAGAAAUGCGUCUGAUUCAGCAAUACUGCCAGUCCUACUGGGAGCAGCUGACGGCUGGAGGAAAUCCUCGCGCCGAGCUGCCCAAACGCACAAACCGCAGACACACUGAGGAGAGUGAGGAGUGAGUCUCCUGUUCAUCAGCCUCUCCUGGACUCUUAUAGGUUAGUUUAUGUGCAGUGACAUCAAAGAGUAUUUGGACAUUUUUGGACCAUUUGGACCCUUUUUUGUAGCGUUUGAACUGAACACAAAUGCAUUUAAGACACUUAAAAAUGAAAACACAGAAUAACUUGAUGGAAUAAUUAACAUUGGUCCCAUAAACUGUUUGGACAUUUUUCUGACCAUUAAAAAUUAUUUGCUGUUUACAAUAUGCAAAAUUAAAUGCUUGCUAACUUA